Eubalaena glacialis (North Atlantic right whale) is the source of this 1020-nucleotide messenger RNA. RefSeq names its product trace amine-associated receptor 1. Gene Ontology annotation, molecular function: trace-amine receptor activity. NCBI's taxonomy places the organism in Eukaryota, Metazoa, Chordata, Mammalia, Artiodactyla, Balaenidae. Bases 1 to 1020 code for a protein of 339 amino acids. Gene Ontology annotation, cellular component: membrane. The record is from RefSeq and is a predicted model, not a curated record. The transcript has a single exon. Gene Ontology annotation, biological process: G protein-coupled receptor signaling pathway.
AUGAUGUCCUUUUGCCAUAAUAUAAUUAAUAUCUCCUGUGUGAAAACCAGCUGGUCGAAUGACACCCGUGCUUCCCUGUACAGUUUAAUGGUGCUCAUAAUUCUGACCACAGUGGUUGGCAAUCUAAUAGUUAUUAUUUCUAUAUCACACUUCAAGCAACUUCAUACCCCAACUAAUUGGCUCAUUCAUUCCAUGGCCACUGUGGACUUUCUGCUGGGGUGCCUGGUCAUGCCUUAUAGUAUGGUGAGAUCCGUUGAGCACUGCUGGUAUUUUGGAGAAGUCUUCUGUAAAAUUCACACCAGCACUGAUAUUAUGCUGAGCUCAGCAUCAAUUUUUCAUUUGUCCUUCAUUUCCAUUGACCGCUACUAUGCUGUGUGUGACCCAUUGAGAUACAAAACUAAGAUCAACAUCUUGGUUAUUUUUGUGAUGAUCUUCAUUAGUUGGAGUAUUCCUGCUCUUUUUGCAUUUGGAAUGAUCUUUCUGGAGUUAAACUUCAAAGGAGCUGAAGAAAUGUAUUACAAACACAUUCGCUGCAUAGGGAGUUGCUCUGUCUUCUUCAGCAAAACAUCUGGGGUUCUGGCCUUUAUGACUUCUUUCUAUAUACCUGGCUCUAUUAUGAUAUGCAUCUAUUGUAGAAUAUAUUUCAUAGCGAAAGGGCAGGCAAGAUCAAUUAAUGAUGCAAAUCAGAAGUUUCGAAUUGGGUUGGAAGAGAAAAAUGGAAUUUCACGAAGCAAAGAAAGGAAAGCUACGAAGACUUUAGGGAUUGUGAUGGGAGUUUUCUUAACAUGCUGGUGUCCUUUCUUUGUCUGCACGGUCAUGGAUCCUUUCCUGGACUAUACUAUUCCACCCAUCCUGAACGAUGCAUUGAUUUGGUUUGGCUACUUGAAUUCCACUUUAAAUCCAAUGGUUUAUGCAUUUUUCUAUCCCUGGUUCAGAAGAGCACUGAAGAUGAUUCUAUUCGGUAAAAUUUUCCAAAAAGAUUCAUCUAGAUGUAAAUUAUUUUUAGAAUUAAAUCCAUAG